AGAGGAAGACCGUGAGCGCGCGCUAGCUCGCUAGCAAAGCAGAGAGACAGACUGAGAUAGGGACUAGGACAGAGACCUAGAGAAAGAGAACAAGCCUCAUUCUGUCAGGGCUUAGCCUCCAACUUGUUUCAGUUCAUUCAUCCUUUUCUCCUCUGCUUCGGGGAAGUGACUGUGGCACUCGCUGUGUUUGGCUGCUGGAAAUCAGAAGGAAGGAGGAGACUGAACAGCCCCUUUCCCUCACCCUAUUGCAGUACCCAAGUGCAAGUCUCUCCAAGUUUCUGUCUAAGAUGAGAAUCACACAAAUGCGACAUUUCUAUGUGACAAGAGUUGGACUUCUUUUUCUGAUUAGUAUUCUUCCUGGAACCACCAGCCAAGGGGAAUCAAGACGACAAGAACCUGGGGACUUUGUGAAGCAAGAUAUUGGCGGACUCUCUCCCAAGCAUGCUCCAGAUAUUCCUGAUGACAGCACUGAUAACAUCACAAUUUUCACUAGAAUCUUGGAUCGGCUUCUGGAUGGUUAUGAUAACCGGCUGCGACCUGGGCUUGGAGAUGCAGUGACUGAAGUGAAAACAGACAUCUAUGUGACAAGUUUUGGCCCUGUGUCAGACACUGACAUGGAAUAUACUAUUGAUGUAUUUUUUAGACAGACGUGGCAUGAUGAAAGACUGAAAUUUGAUGGACCCAUGAAGAUCCUUCCACUGAACAAUCUUCUGGCUAGUAAGAUAUGGACUCCUGACACCUUCUUCCACAAUGGCAAGAAAUCAGUGGCUCACAAUAUGACCACACCAAACAAGCUUCUUAGACUAGUAGAUAAUGGGACCCUCCUCUAUACAAUGAGGUUAACAAUACAUGCUGAAUGUCCUAUGCAUUUGGAAGAUUUCCCCAUGGAUGUGCAUGCCUGCCCACUUAAAUUUGGAAGCUAUGCCUAUACCAAAGCUGAAGUGAUUUACUCUUGGACUCUUGGGAAGAACAAAUCUGUGGAAGUAGCACAGGAUGGCUCUCGCCUGAAUCAAUAUGACUUGCUUGGCCAUGUUGUUGGGACAGAGAUAAUCCGGUCUAGUACAGGAGAAUAUGUCGUCAUGACAACCCACUUUCAUCUGAAGAGAAAAAUUGGAUACUUUGUCAUCCAGACCUACUUGCCAUGUAUCAUGACUGUCAUUCUGUCACAAGUGUCUUUCUGGCUUAAUAGAGAAUCUGUCCCUGCCCGCACAGUCUUUGGUGUCACCACUGUUCUCACUAUGACCACCUUGAGUAUCAGUGCCAGAAAUUCCUUACCUAAAGUGGCAUACGCGACGGCCAUGGACUGGUUCAUAGCCGUCUGUUAUGCCUUUGUAUUUUCUGCACUGAUUGAAUUUGCCACUGUCAACUACUUCACUAAGCGAAGUUGGGCUUGGGAAGGAAAGAAGGUACCAGAAGCCCUGGAGAUGAAGGAGGUGUUCCCCUUGACGGCUGCAGCCUUUUUGAAGUUUUUUCCUCGGAGGAAAACACCAGCAGCCCCAACAAAGAAAACAAGCACCACUUUCAACAUUGUGGGAACCACCUAUCCUAUGAACCUGGCCAAGGAUGCUGAGUUCUCCACCAUCUCCAAGGGUGCUGCUCCCAGUGCUUCUUCAACUCCAACAGUCAUCGCUUCACCCAAGGCCACUUACGUGCAGGACAGUCCUGCUGAGACCAAGACCUACAACAGUGUCAGCAAGGUUGACAAAAUUUCCCGCAUCAUCUUUCCUGUGCUCUUUGCCAUAUUCAAUCUUGUCUAUUGGGCCACAUAUGUGAACCGUGAAUCAGCUAUCAAGGGCAUGAUCCGCAAACAGUAGAUAAUAGUGGCGGCACAGCAACCAGAGCACUGUAUACCCCAUGAAGCAUCCAAACACCAAAACCAGGGCUCCCUUCAUGUGUUUCAUGAUUUUUCUUUUUAACCCUGUUCCAGGCUGAGUGUAAUCACUUUCUCAAUUCACAUUUAUAAACCUCAAUGAAAAUGUAAUAACAGAAAAAUGACUUGUCCAUUGAACAUUGCUUGGAUUGAGCCAAACACUGCCAUUUGUCCAGUUGCUCAUCUCAGUAUGCCAGUCUCCCCCAGCUGAGGGCACUGCAUGUAUUUAAUUUUACUCUGUCCACUGAAGAAGGGACAGGAGACUCUACUUCUAGUGGAAACCUUGGCUGUGUGAGAUCCAGGAUGUUGAGAUUCAGGAGCUGGGCUGCAUUGGAUGAUUCUGACUCACUAUGAAGUUAGGCCUAGCUAUCUCAUAUAAUUUUAUCAAUCUGGCCCCUCCUAUGCCCCCAGCAGGGCCUACUAGACCUAUGAACUUGUAAAAUGUGAAGAAGCCUAUGCAAACUUCUGAACUGACUCCUACACAGGUUCUUGACUUGUAGGUCAGUGGGGACAAUUGAGCCUCACCUCUGUCAAACAUGUAUGACAAAAAGAGGGAACUAAUUGGGUCAUUCCAGCAUUAAAAGACUAGGUGCUACUGUAGUUUCAACUAGCCCCUCAGGAAAGCAGCACCUCAAUAUAUGUCUCCUUCAGGAAAGUCCCCUGCCUCAAUAACACUGAGCCCCUUAUAGCCAACUGACUAUUGCUUACUGUGGAUUCAUGACUGCCUACAAACCCUUCUGGAAAAAUGAAGACUCUUUUAAGUUAAAUUAAAACACAUACACACAAAAUUAUCCAGAUCAAAUGCCUAUAUAAGAAUUGUUCAAAGACAGGUAAUCUAAGAAACUCACCUCCCUGCCAAGGCAACUAGUCAAAUAGUAGAAGAAUAAGAUGUUUGGUAGUAGUUGAAGGCUGCCUCAAAAGAAAGGGCCACAAACAGUGGAAAGUCAAACUUUUCCAUCCACAUUGUACAUAUCACACUCCUCUUUCAGGCCCAGUCAUUUUGCUUCCAUUGUGUCAAGGACUUCUCACCUGCUUUGGAUGCCAAUUGCAAUGAGAAAUGAAUUACAGAUUCAUACAAAUAUCUCUAUUUAUUUUUGAGUCAGUUAAUUUAUUAGCUUUAUUAGCAAUUUUAUAAUGCAUUAGAGGCCACUUGAUCUCAUUUUGUUCUUAAAUGUAAGCAAAAGAACAGAUAAAAACACACAAUUUUUAUAAGGCAGUUCUAGAAGUUUGAAUAAUUUGCCUGAAAUUCUUACAAAUGUCAUUGAUAAAGAAAUAUCCUAUACCCAUUUCCAAAGGCCAAAAUGAAGGUAUAUCUGAGAAGCCAGGGCCAUUCUUACUUUAGAAUGAGCACAGCCACAGUUGGCCCUCUGUGUCAUGAAGACAGUUUGACACUAUAAAGGUCUUUAGAAAGGUAACAAUGCAUUCCCCAAAAAGAUGACUUCCAGUAGUAAUUACUCAAAGGAAUGAGACUGUUCAAUAAACAGCCCCAGACACUUUGGAUCUGAAUACCUCAACUAGCCCAGAGUACCCAGAAUGUCCAAGGUAAAGCCACAAGUAGGUUCUUUGCCCACCCACUGAACAAAGCUCCUAAGGGGUGUAUCAUUAGCUGCUGGUUGCCUUUAAUCCAUCUUUCCCUUAACCCCUGCUUCCUUGCCAUUGCUGGGAUAAUGCAUGCCAGUCCCAUUAUUCUUAAGACUGUGUCUGUAGGUAAAUUUAUGACUAGAAGAAUGUAGUUUUGUGGAUGUGUAGGGAUGGGGGUGGGAUGGGGGGCUGUUAAUGAUUGUCUUAAGGAUAUAAAAUGAAAGCUUGACCUUUGCCUCUCUGUAGAAAUUGUGUUUUCAAAUGCUUUGGUGCAAUGUUUAGCGGCUGUUUAUUAAAUCCUUUAUGAAUUGUA
Molecule: messenger RNA, 3764 nt
Organism: Mesocricetus auratus (golden hamster)
Lineage: Eukaryota; Metazoa; Chordata; Mammalia; Rodentia; Cricetidae
Gene: Gabra3
Product: gamma-aminobutyric acid type A receptor subunit alpha3
Exons: 12
Coding region: 288-1814 (508 amino acids)
Biological process (GO): nervous system process; monoatomic ion transmembrane transport; chloride transport
Cellular component (GO): synapse; dendrite membrane; neuron projection
Molecular function (GO): GABA-A receptor activity; inhibitory extracellular ligand-gated monoatomic ion channel activity; transmitter-gated monoatomic ion channel activity involved in regulation of postsynaptic membrane potential
Source: RefSeq, a predicted model, not a curated record